Bipolaris victoriae FI3 is the source of this 615-nucleotide messenger RNA. RefSeq lists its product as hypothetical. The coding region runs from base 1 to 615 and encodes 204 amino acids. The transcript has a single exon. The record is from RefSeq and is a predicted model, not a curated record. Lineage: Eukaryota; Fungi; Ascomycota; Dothideomycetes; Pleosporales; Pleosporaceae.
AUGUCCGCCGCCCAAGCCCUCCGCGAAAAACAAGCCCCCAUCAAAGAAGGCUACCGCACCGACCCUUCCUCAGCCGUCGUAACCCUAAAAUCCACAGGUUCCCUAGACAGCCACUCAAUCACAUGCAAACUCUCCGACAGCCCCGCCAUCAAAGAAGCCCACCGCGUCGCAGGCCUGCACCAAAAAGCCGGCGGCGACGAUCCCUCCAUCUCUGGCGAACUCUGCUCAGGGGACAUGCUCCUCGAUGCUCUCGUCGCUUGCUCGGGCGUCACGCUUAAAGCCGUUGCCACCGCGCUCGGCAUCCCCAUUGUGUCCGGCACUGUGACUGCCGAGGGCGACUUGGAUUUUAGGGGUACGUUGGGUGUGGAUAAGACGGCGCCGGUGGGGUUGACGGGGAUUCGACUGGAUUUUGCGGUCGAGUUUGGGGAGAGGGAAGAUGGGAGGGAGAUUAGUGAGGAGGAAGUGGAGAGGUUGGGCAAGUUGACGGAGAGAUAUUGUGUUGUGUUGCAGACGUUGGUGCAUAAGCCGAGUAUUGGGGUUAGGCUUGUGGGGAAGGGGGGUGGGAAGGAGAGCGAGGGGGUGAGGAGGGAGGUUUCGCAUCAGAGUACUUUGUAG